Anolis carolinensis (green anole) is the source of this 1798-nucleotide messenger RNA. It is a transcript of the gene pard6a, whose product is annotated as par-6 family cell polarity regulator alpha. The transcript is spliced from 3 exons. Gene Ontology annotation, cellular component: cell cortex; apical plasma membrane; nucleus. Gene Ontology annotation, molecular function: protein binding. Gene Ontology annotation, biological process: establishment or maintenance of cell polarity; regulation of cellular localization; centrosome cycle. The record is from RefSeq and is a predicted model, not a curated record. The coding region runs from base 14 to 1282 and encodes 422 amino acids. NCBI's taxonomy places the organism in Eukaryota, Metazoa, Chordata, Lepidosauria, Squamata, Anolidae.
GCAUCUGCGGCCAAUGGCGCGCCGCUCCCGCAACCAACCUGCGGGGCCGGGUGACGUCAGGCGCGGCGGCGGCGGCGGCGGCGGCGAGGGCGAGAUCCCUCCUUGGGUCUGCAGAGGAGGCGGCGGCGGCGGCGGAGCGGGGCGCCCGCCUCCCUCGCCUCGCCUCUCCUCGCCCGCUUUGCCCGCCCGCCCGGGUCUCCUCAGCAUGGCCAAGCCCCACCGGACGCCGGCGCGCGCCUCCGAGCCCGUCAUCGAGGUCAAGAGCAAGUUUGAUGCUGAAUUCCGUCGUUUUGCCAUGAAACGCUCCGCUGUGGGAGGCUUCCAGGAAUUCUACCAGUUGAUCCAGAGGGUCCACCAAAUCCCUUGUGUGGAUGUCCUGCUUGGGUACACAGACAUCCAUGGUGACCUGCUACCCAUCAACAAUGAUGACAAUUACCACAAGGCACUGUCAUCAGCCAAUCCUCUGCUCCGGAUCAUCAUCCAGAAGCGGGAAGCUGACACCAGCGUCUUUGCCUCAAAUUCCCUGCAGCGCAAGAAAAAGGGGCUUCUCCGCCCAGUGCACCAGCGGGCCAAGCCCCACUUGUUGAUUGGAAUGCCCCAGGACUUCCGCCAGAUCUCCUCCAUCAUUGAUGUGGACAUUCUGCCGGAGACCCAUCGGCGCGUGAGGCUACACAAGCACGGGUCAAAUAAACCAUUGGGCUUCUACAUCCGGGAUGGGGUCAGCGUGCGAGUGGCCCCCCAUGGGGUCGAGAAGGUGCCCGGCAUCUUCAUCUCCCGCUUGGUCAAAGGGGGUCUAGCAGAAAGCACUGGGCUUCUAGCUGUGAAUGAUGAGAUCCUUGAGGUCAACGGCAUUGAUGUGGCAGGCAAGUCACUGGACCAGGUCACGGACAUGAUGGUAGCCAACAGCCAUAAUCUCAUUAUCACUGUUAAGCCAGCCAACCAGCGCAACAACGUAAUCCGCAGCAGUAAAGCUUCUGGCAGUUCUGGAGUAUCCACGGACAGCACCCCCAGCCAGCAGACCCCCAGCCCAGCUUCCCAGUAUCUGAGCAACUGCAGCACUGCAGAGGGGGAGAGCGAUGAAGAUGGCGACCUGGUGAUUGAGAGCGAUUUGCCUGCCAGUUGCCCCAAUGGUGGUCUCCUUGAGAGCCUGCAGCACAGCCUGUCUCUGUAUAGCUCUCAGGGAUCGUUGCCCUCACUGAACAGUCACAGCGGCAGUGGCAGUCCCAUUCGGGGCAGCCGAGCGGGAAGUCUCCGGGAGGAUGGCACAGUCUUCACGCUAUAGCCCUGGGUGACAUCUCCCCGCUUGUAUUUGAAACCACAUCACCAAGGUCAGUGUGGCAGUGGCUUCCUUCCUGGACAGGCAGGGAGCUGGAAUCUGAAGCCCCUCUGGAACCUGAGAUACUACACAGAUGUGCUGACACAGACCCUCCUUUGGCUCACUGCCUGCCACGUCCAGUGGUGCUGCUCUCUGUAGCCCCUGUAGCAAGAAUGGCAGGUGGGUUGGGAGCAGUAGGGGCUGGCCCACAUUCCCUGAAACCAUUAUCACCUGAAAAAGGCCACUUUUUGUUGAUCCAAAACAGUGGGCAUUUUAUUACAUUUGCUGUCUCCACUCUUCUGUGCCCGGUCUGUAUUUCAGGCAAAGUGGGGUUGUGCCCUCCUCACAGCCUGCGGUCUCUGCCUCCACCCACUCUCAGCUCUCAUUAAAGUGUUUUGUUUUUAGUUGUUUUUAUGAAAACAUGCAUCCCAGAUUAAUAUAUUACAACAGACUAUUAAAUAUGGUGUGUGUUUUUUUAAAGAA